AUGCCAAAACCUAAGGAAAUGUCCCAGAGAAAUGGCACCCUAGUCACGGAAUUUAUUCUGAUGGGGCUAACGGAUCGCCCAGAGCUACAGCCUGUACUCUUUGUGCUCUUUCUAUUUAUCUACCUUAUCACAAUGAUAGGAAACCUUGGGUUGCUUAUGCUGAUCUGGAUAGAUUCCCGGCUUCACACCCCCAUGUACUUUUUUCUCUCAAGUUUGUCCUUUCUGGAUCUUUGUUAUUCCACAAAUGUCACUCCCAAAAUGCUGACAGAUUUCUACUCAAAGAAGAAAACCAUUUCCUUGACUUCCUGUUUAGUGCAGUGUUAUUUCUUUAUUGCCCUGGUGAUUACAGAAUACUACAUGCUGGCUGUUAUGGCCUAUGACCGGUACGUGGCCAUCUGUAGACCCUUGCUUUAUCACAGCAGAAUGACGAGGGCUGUAUGUCUCCGCUUAGUGGUUGCUCCAUAUAUAUAUGGAUUUCUUAGCGGGCUGAUGGAAACCAUGUGGACAUAUCGCUUGACGUUCUGUGACUCCAACACAAUCAACCAUUUCUCCUGUGCUGAUCCACCUCUCAUAAGACUGGCUUGCUCCGAUACUUUCAUCAAGGAAAUGUCAAUGUUUAUAGUGGCUGGCUUUAACCUCUCCAACUCACUCCUUAUCAUCCUUGUUUCAUACGUCUUCAUUCUGAUAGCCGUUCUGACGAUGCGCUCUGCUGAAGGAAGGAGGAAAGCCUUCUCCACCUGUGGAUCACAUUUGAUAGUAGUGACUAUAUUCUACGGAACUCUUUUCUGUAUGUAUGUAAGACCCCCAACUGAUACGUCUGUAGAGCAAUCAAAAAUAAUAGCAGUUUUCUAUACCUUUGUGAGUCCAAUGCUAAAUCCCCUUAUCUAUAGCCUGAGGAACAAGAAUGUGAAGGAAGCUUUUUGGAAAAUCGUCAGAAGAAACACACUUUCCAAAUAA
Molecule: messenger RNA, 957 nt
Organism: Tachyglossus aculeatus (Australian echidna)
Lineage: Eukaryota; Metazoa; Chordata; Mammalia; Monotremata; Tachyglossidae
Product: olfactory receptor 1030-like
Exons: 1
Coding region: 1-957 (318 amino acids)
Biological process (GO): G protein-coupled receptor signaling pathway; sensory perception of smell
Cellular component (GO): membrane
Molecular function (GO): odorant binding; olfactory receptor activity; G protein-coupled receptor activity
Source: RefSeq, a predicted model, not a curated record